Molecule: messenger RNA, 1439 nt
Organism: Lepisosteus oculatus (spotted gar)
Lineage: Eukaryota; Metazoa; Chordata; Actinopteri; Semionotiformes; Lepisosteidae
Gene: gp9
Product: glycoprotein IX platelet
Source: RefSeq, a predicted model, not a curated record
UUCUCCACAUUUAACCCAAAAGUGCCAUCCCUGCCAAGGAGGAGGAGAAGAUAUACUUAUCUUUCUGUAGCACAAGGCUUUCCUAGUGUCACAUGUUCCAGUGUGGCAUAUUGAAAGCCAGCUGUGGUUCCUUGCACUCUUUCAAAAGUAUGAUCAACAGUUUUGGACGGUGAAGAAUAUCACCAUUUUGAGGGUACGGACACACAUGACAGGAAGUUCUUGUUUAAAACGUAGGGCUGAUGUUACCAGUGAUGAUUACACUGCAGACUCGUACGGAGAACAGAAACUGGGGAGUCCAGGGAAACACUCGAUCUAAAAAACACUGCCCGUAAGGAUGCAUAGAAAUGUUGGAAUCCAAGUCAUAGCUGACAUCACACAGAAAGGAUGAGGGUUUGUCUGCGGGUCACAUUGCUCCUCUUCCUCAGCUCAUCCAAAGCACAGGUGUGUCCAGCCUCCUGCAGGUGCGCCGUUUCGGAAUCGUCGGGAUUCAAGGUGAAUUGCAGCUCACAAGGCCUUACAAAAGUGCCCCUUCUGCCAGCCAGCACCACAGAACUGUACCUUCAGAAGAACCUGAUCACAACAGUUCCACCCGGGCAAUUGGACAAGCUUACCAGCUUACAGAAAAUCAACUUCUCCGGCAACCCCUGGCACUGCAGCUGUGACAUUCGGUAUCUCAAAGCCUGGCUGGACGACCACGCAGCCUCGCCCUCUUCCGUGGAAGUCUUGUGUUUCACACCACCUGCCCUCGCGCACAGACCCUUACUGCAGCUCGCUGAAAAGGACUUUUCCGAGUGCGCCAGAAGACGAUGUGCUGGUUUCGUUUUUAAUGACGUGUUCCUAAUAAUUCUGCUUAGCACUCUCCUCAUUCUUCUCCUUCUAACCCUCAAGACUGCAAGGUCAUCGGCUUUCAUUUUUAACGUCGAUCAGAGGCACACAGGCAUGGAAAUGGAAACUCUGAAAUCUCAAAAACCCAGGCACAGAAAAAGACCAGAAGCAUCGUACAAGACGUUGUUAUCAAAAGACCCAGAAUCCCCGCUUGAGGAAAGUAAUUUGACAGAGGACAGUGAGAAACUAAUGCCUUUGCUAAACAUGGAGAUUCUGCCUCAGGUAUUAGAGGUCUUGGAAAACAAGCACAAUAUAAAAAUUAAAGCAACUUAAUUUAUUUCAAAACCCACAUCCUAAUACAUCAGAUAAUCUUGGUUAUUCUGCAACUAAUGUUAUAAUCUAACAAAGCUGUAGAAGAACUAAAAAACAUGUUUCAAAUGGAUUGUUGACUUAAAUCCAUUAUGAAAACCUAGUGGCUACUUAUGGUUUUAUUUUAUACAAUAUCAACAUACAACAUGACGUAAAGUGAACUGAAAACACAUUAUUGCAGGAAACAGUUGAUCGCAUACCUUAUUUGGAUUUAAUGUUCUUUUUAUGUUGAGACAGUGAAAAAU